AUGGUAACCCUAUUAUUCUGCUGUGUGGUAACAGGAAGUGAGUAUAAUAUCCCAGUGUGCAUCUGGCUGCAUGAGACCCACCCGGCGUCCCGUCCUCGCUGCUUCGUCUGUCCCUCAGUCUCCAUGGUGAUCAACCCGUCCUGCACCUGCGUGGACGCCUCCGGGAACAUCAGCCUGGACGCCCUCAGCACCUGGACGCAGGGCUCCAACCUGUUGCUGCUGGUGUCGGAGAUGAGGCUGGUCUUCCAGAAGGACCCGCCCCUCUACUGCAGGCCACCGCCAGCCCUGGCCACGCCAGCCCUGGCCCCCCCGGCCGGUGGGACACCGUCUAGACAGAAAGCCACCCAAUGGGAGCGGAGCAGCGAGGCGAGGCGGUCGUACACCGAGGAGCUGCAGGGGAUCGACUUCAGUUCUUCCUCCAACAACCCCUUCCUCCCCCCCUCAGAUCGUCUGAGCAUCAGGAUGGGAGCUCUGACGCUGAGAUCAGGCUCACCUGUACACACCGUCCAAUCAGGAGCAACCUCAGACAGACAGGUGACCGUCCAAUCAGGAACAGCCUCAGACAGACAGGUGACCAUCCAAUCAGGAGCAGCUGGAGCGGAUCUCAUGAAGAUUGCAGCGGGUCUUCCUCCAGACAAGGCGGCCAUCUUCCUGUCUCUGGCCACCUUGGAGGGGCGGAGCUUCAGCCCCGGUGAUGUCAUGGAGGCGGUCAGACUCACCAGAGAUUUCCCAUCAGCCCUCAGGUUCCUGUCUCACUGCUGCCCGCUCUGCCAGGACCAGGUGUCCUUCAGUAAGAUCAUCACCAUGACCCACUGCUCCUGCUUCCUGUGUCAGACGUGUUUUAAGACGUUCUUCUCGACGGCCAUUAAGGAGCGGAGCAUCGACCAGCUGGUCUGUCCUCAGUGUGGCCGGCCAGAGGUCAAAGGUCACGCAGGGAUGGAGUACUUCAACCUGCUGGACACCCAGAUUCGUCACUUCCUGUCUCCUGAGCUCCAUGAACUGUUCCAGAGGAAACUCCGAGACCGGGCGCUGCAGGAGAUGCCCAACUUCCGCUGGUGUGCUCACGUGAAACUAAUGACGUAA
This is a messenger RNA of Etheostoma cragini (Arkansas darter), 1083 nucleotides long. RefSeq lists its product as uncharacterized. Gene Ontology annotation, molecular function: linear polyubiquitin binding; K48-linked polyubiquitin modification-dependent protein binding; ubiquitin protein ligase activity. The coding region runs from base 1 to 1083 and encodes 360 amino acids. Gene Ontology annotation, cellular component: LUBAC complex. Gene Ontology annotation, biological process: protein transport; protein linear polyubiquitination. The record is from RefSeq and is a predicted model, not a curated record. Lineage: Eukaryota; Metazoa; Chordata; Actinopteri; Perciformes; Percidae. The transcript has 8 exons.